Messenger RNA from Dioscorea cayenensis subsp. rotundata (Guinea yam), 1099 nucleotides. RefSeq lists its product as uncharacterized. The transcript is spliced from 2 exons. The record is from RefSeq and is a predicted model, not a curated record. Bases 136 to 534 code for a protein of 132 amino acids. Lineage: Eukaryota; Viridiplantae; Streptophyta; Magnoliopsida; Dioscoreales; Dioscoreaceae.
CUGAACCGGAGCCUUCUUCCUCUCUUCCUUGAAAAUCUCGCACUAUUAAUCGAUCACUUUAUCUUUGCGCCUCUCCCCUUCGAGGGAGCGAGCUCCAAUGCCAUUACGGAACCAAACCCUAACCCUAGCUCUCGAAUGGCAAACUCUAGCUCUACCCUGCAGCGCUUACUCUUGAUCGCCAUUGUUGGAGAGAAUCAUCUGCCCAAGCGCCGCCGCCUUUUUUUCUGGACGAAAUCCCUAAAUUUUUUUUUUGGUCGAUCGGGGUCAAGCUUCGCUGCGCGUUCGUUUUCCAGGGUUAAUUGGCGCUCUGGGGUAGACACUUGCUCUUUCAGAGGCUUGCUGAAGGACCUGGAUUGGAGCGCGUGCCCUAAUUUGGUAAAAAGUUUUGGGAUUUGGGUUCACGGGAUGGCGGGGGAUAUUUUGCGGUUAAUGCUCAUCUGCGGAUUUGAAGAUUCCUCACUGUAUUAUUUGUUGAGAACACGGAGAGUGUUGUCCCUUAUCUCUGCAAGUUGCCUUCUCUAUGCCUGGAAGUGAAGUUAUUGACAAUUUGCAAUUGUUUUGAGCAAGACAGAUUUGUCAUUGGUUUUUUCUGACAUUAGCUGCGGGACUUUGUUACCUAUGGACAAAAACUACUAGCUUGUUCUUUCCAGAAGCAAAUUUUCUCAAAGUGCAUAUAUAAAUAUUGACAUACCCAGGAUCAGGCAUUUUCUUGAAUAAUUUUCACCUCUUCAUAGCCAUGUUGUCAAUUCACUUGCCAAAUGUAUGACAAUUUUGGUUAGCUCAUCAGGGUCUGAAGGGAACUGGCAUUUGGUGCUCAAAUUUCUUUUUGCCAAAAUCUGUCCAGUUGACUUUGGAACCUGCGUUCAUUAAUAGCUUGCCGGAAAGCAACAGUUAGCUGUCUGAACAGUGUUGAUCUUGGUUCUAAAUUUUUUAUUCGAGGUAAGUAGAGUUGCAAGGAGAGGUGAUGUUGCAAACAAUUACAAGUUAAUGCCAAAAGACGUAUGUAUUUUUUGAACCCUUGAAUCUAGCUGUGGCCUUAACAAGAAACUCAGAGAGAUCUGUUGUGGCUGAAGGUUUCUGAUUGUUUGAUCUUGUUGGU